AUGAUGAAGCGCGGCGUCCACGUUGAUUUUCUCAACUUCAUUACCCCGCCGAGUACGGAUCCUAAAAGCGCUCUUAAGGUUCACGAAAUUAUUAAGUUUACCACCCGUUACCAAACUCAUGCCCGUCUAUUCCAAAUCAACUUUUCCAAACUACUCAACUUAAUUGCGCUUACGGAAAAAACUAGUUACCGCAUUAACUUGAUGCGGCGCUCUUUUUACCGCAUUGCCGACCAGAUUUGCCAAAGAGAAAGUUACCUUGGUAUCUCAAACGGCGAAAGUCUUGGUCAAGUAGCGUCGCAAACUUUAGAAUCAAUCGCUACCAUCUCUUCUCAAACGCAGCUACCGAUUUACCGACCGCUUUUAACUUUUGACAAGUUAGAAAUCAUCGCUAAAGCUAAAAAGUACGGAACUUACGACUUCUCAAUUUUACCCGCCCAAGAAACUUGUGAACUUUUUGCUCCGACUAGCCCAACCACUCAACCCAAGCAAAUCGUAGCGGCUAAAUUGGAAGCAAAAAUGCAACCGUUUCUCAGCCAACUGGAAGAGGAUGCCCUUCAGAACCAGUGCCUGGUGUACGAAUUUACCCAGUCCAAACGCUAA
This is a messenger RNA of Centruroides sculpturatus (bark scorpion), 600 nucleotides long. RefSeq names its product probable tRNA sulfurtransferase. The record is from RefSeq and is a predicted model, not a curated record. Gene Ontology annotation, biological process: thiazole biosynthetic process; tRNA 4-thiouridine biosynthesis. Gene Ontology annotation, molecular function: CCA tRNA nucleotidyltransferase activity. Gene Ontology annotation, cellular component: cytosol. The coding region runs from base 1 to 600 and encodes 199 amino acids. The transcript has a single exon. Lineage: Eukaryota; Metazoa; Arthropoda; Arachnida; Scorpiones; Buthidae.